Gastrolobium bilobum is the source of this 882-nucleotide messenger RNA. Its product is annotated as large ribosomal subunit protein bL21c. The transcript is spliced from 5 exons. Lineage: Eukaryota; Viridiplantae; Streptophyta; Magnoliopsida; Fabales; Fabaceae. Gene Ontology annotation, biological process: translation. Gene Ontology annotation, cellular component: ribosome. Bases 66 to 737 code for a protein of 223 amino acids. Gene Ontology annotation, molecular function: structural constituent of ribosome; RNA binding. The record is from RefSeq and is a predicted model, not a curated record.
GAAAAUGGAUAGAUAUACAGAAAGGAUAGGGGUGAGAGUGUGAGAUAGAGAGGGGUCUCUCAAAAAUGGCCUCUGCAACUUCAACUCUUCCAGCAAUAUGCACUUGUUUUGUAACCCAAUGCACCAUUUCCAAUAUUAACCCCAAAACUCAAUCUUCCAAUCUCUCUUUCUUCUCUCGCUUUCCUUCUCACUCUUACAACAACAACAACCUCUCUUUCUCACCCCGCUUACCUCUCCUUCCACUCCCUAAGUCCUCUGAAUUUGCAGUGGCCGAAGCUGAAGCUGAAGCUGAACCAUCGCCUGAACCCGAUGCACCUAAGAUUGAACCGACCCAAAUUGUUCAAGCCUCACCGGUUCAGGCUCCGUCAUGGGAGCCGGGACUCUUCGCUGUGGUAAUGAUUGGCUCACACCAGUAUAUUGUUCACCCGGGGCGCUGGAUUAAUAUUCAGAAGCUGAAAGGUGCUAAGGUUAACGAUAAGAUUGCUCUACAUAAGGUUUUGCUGGUUGGUACUGAUACAACUACUUACAUUGGUAAACCAGUAGUAACAAAUGCUGUGGUAUAUGCAACGGUGGAAGAACAUGGUUUUGACCCCAAAAUAAUUGUCUUCAAAUAUAAAAGAAAGAGUCACUACCGCAGAACUCUUGGGCACAAACAGCCACAUACUCGCAUACGGAUAAAUAGCAUUAUGGGCUACGAGAACUACCCAAAAGUUACUAUGGACGAUAUCAAACAAUGAACAUCUCGUGCACUGUGCCAAUGGUGUAUCUUCUUUCAUCUUUAAUUAUAAACAAUCAUUUUGCCAUGAUUAGUUUUGCUUUAAUUAGAAAUGGAAUCGUUUAAAUUUGUAUCGAGUUAAUGUAUGACAUAUUGUAAUCUCCUGU